Molecule: messenger RNA, 795 nt
Organism: Knipowitschia caucasica
Lineage: Eukaryota; Metazoa; Chordata; Actinopteri; Gobiiformes; Gobiidae
Source: the annotation of a GenBank genome assembly
AUGUGCAGGAGCCACAGCUGCAAAGUGUCUCUACAGCACCUGGUACUUUAUACAGAGCUGCCCAUUGAGCUGCCCAUAGAGCUGACCAUAGAGCUGACCAUAGAGCUGCCCAUAGACCUGACCAUAGAGCUGCCCAUUGAGCUGCCCAUAGAGCUGACCAUAGAGCUGACCAUAGAGCUGCCCAUAGACCUGACCAUAGAGCUGCCCAUAGAGCUGCCCAUUGAGCUGCCCAUAGAGCUGCCCAUAGAGCUGACCAUAGAGCUGCCCAUAGAGCUGCCCAUAGAGCUGCCCAUAGAGCUGCCCAUAGAGCUGCCCAUAGACCUGACCAUAGAGCUAUCCAUAGACCUGACCAUAGAGCUGCCCAUAGACCUGACCAUAGAGCUGCCCAUAGAGCUGCCCAUAGAGCGGACCAUAGAGCUGACCAUAGGCCUGACCAUAGAGCUGACCAUAGAGCUGCCCAUAGAGCUGCCCAUAGAGCUGACCAUAGAGCUGCCCAUGGAGCUGCCCAUAGAGCUGCCCAUAGAGCUGACCAUAGAGCUGCCCAUAGAGCUGACCAUAGAGCUGACCAUAGAGCUGCCCAUGGAGCUGCCCAUACAGCUGCCCAUAGAGCUGACCAUAGAGCUGCCCAUAGAGCUGACCAUAGAGCUGACCAUAGAGCUGCCCAUGGAGCUGCCCAUACAGCUGCCCAUAGAGCUGACCAUAGAGCUGCCCAUAGAGCUGCCUUGUCAGAUCCAUACAAAAGCCAGUGCACCUCAAACGAUAAGAAUCACACUUCUCCCCCUUAUUCCAUUUUAA